AUGACAUCGAUCAGGAAUUUGGAAGAGGAGCUUCAAAGUUUAAAGUCAUCGUAUGAACAAGACAUACAUAGAUUAGAAGAGCUUAUAAGUGAAGCUGGAAGCAGACACAAUACAUCUUAUUCAUCUUCGUAUUUAGAGUUCAUGCAAAGACGACAGACGCAGAAACCUGACUUCGUCGACAACGAAAUCACACCACCAUUAUUCAGUGAAUCAUCUCUGAGCAAUAUUCAGAAUGGACAGAGGAAUACACCGAGACGAAGUGUUUCCUUUGAGGACACAGAAACAAAUGAUGAUACAUCAAAUUCCAGACAGGCAAGUGCUUAUUAUACCAAUGACAGAACAUCAUUGAUUGGACAACAUGGUUCAGUGCACUCCGGUUUAAGUAGCCCAGAUGUAAGAGAAAAUGAAACUGAAAUGAACAAUUUUGUUCAACCAAGACUACAGACAAAAUGGACAUCGACUCCCGCUGGAACGGUACCAGCCACAGCAUGUUCAGAUUUAGGUUCUCAGAAUGCUUAUGCAGUUAAAGAUCGUCGACCCUAUCAAGACUAUGACAGAAGAAUUGACCAACCACAAUACAACUAUGGAAGAAAACCCAUUAGAGGAUGGGCCUGUAAAAGAUUUAAAUAUCUCAUGGAUACCGGACAGGAAGCACAGAGAAUAAGGAAAUGGCAAUAUUUCGAAAUGAUGAGCUUCCUUGACCCCUUCUCAAAAUACCAACUAGCAUUUGCAUUUGUGUUCAGCAGAUACAGACAAAUUGUUUUAGCUAGGUGA
Lottia gigantea (owl limpet) is the source of this 774-nucleotide messenger RNA. RefSeq lists its product as hypothetical. The record is from RefSeq and is a predicted model, not a curated record. The transcript is spliced from 3 exons. The coding region runs from base 1 to 774 and encodes 257 amino acids. NCBI's taxonomy places the organism in Eukaryota, Metazoa, Mollusca, Gastropoda, Lottiidae.